AUGAUGUCCACAGGCAUGUUGGGAGAAGAUGGCAUCCAUGUCGACAUGAACCACCUCAAGAAGGGUGAGGUCAACCUUGGAACAUCCAUCAUGGCCAUCAACUUCAAAGACGGCGUCAUAUUAGCUGCCGACAGUAGGACGACGACCGGAGCAUACAUCGCGAACCGUGUCACCGACAAGCUCACACAAGUGCACGACACCAUCUGGUGUUGCAGAUCGGGAUCAGCUGCAGAUACACAGGCUGUCGCGGAUAUCGUGCAAUAUCACCUGGGCAUGUACGGUACCACCAACGACGAGCCACCGACCACACAGACUGCAGCAGCCAUUUUCCAAGAGCUCUGCUACUCCAACAAGGACCAACUCUCAGCUGGACUCAUUAUUGCCGGAUGGGACCACCGCCACGGCGGACAGGUAUACUCGAUUCCCCUCGGAGGCUCCCUGCACAAGCAGUCAUACGCAAUUGGCGGCUCAGGCUCAACGUACAUCUAUGGAUACUGCGACGCAAACUGGAGGGAGAACAUGAGCGAGGAGGAAGGCAUCAAGUUUGUCAAGGGCGCGCUCUCAGAAGCCAUCAAGUGGGACGGCAGCUCGGGCGGUGUGAUUCGCAUGGUGGUGCUCACAGGCAAGGGCGCGCAGAGGCAUCUAUACCUGCCAGACCAGAACUACGAUGGGCCAGGCAAGCAGUAG
Molecule: messenger RNA, 687 nt
Organism: Alternaria arborescens
Lineage: Eukaryota; Fungi; Ascomycota; Dothideomycetes; Pleosporales; Pleosporaceae
Product: Proteasome subunit beta type-1
Exons: 4
Coding region: 1-687 (228 amino acids)
Cellular component (GO): proteasome core complex
Molecular function (GO): threonine-type endopeptidase activity
Source: RefSeq, a predicted model, not a curated record